GUGCCUGGUUCUUCUUGAUUGCUGUUAAUUUUGGAAUUGGAACCCUAGAUUCAUUUUGAGAGAGGGAGGGAGGAGUGGGCAAUUGGAAUUGGGGUCCAAGGGGAUACUUUGGACUUUUUGACUUGCGCAGGCAAAGGCUACUCUUUUAAUAAGGUCUCCAUAGUUUUCCCUCAAAACCCUCUCUAAUGCCCGCAUUUCAUCUCAGUUUGUAGCAUUAUUAAGGGCAUGAUACAUUCCUGCACUUUUACAGUUUCGAAGUCUUUGAAUUUCGGAGCUUUGGGAGUGAGGAGGUCAUUGAAUUUGGGAUCGAAUCUUUCGUGCAAGUGUUUGGUGAGGUCGAUUAGAAUGGAUAAUGGUACUGAUUGUAGCGCGAUGGAUGCAAGCAAUGAAUCUAGAGGUGCCUUGGUAGUUUUUGAAGGACUGGAUCGUAGUGGUAAAACUUCACAAUGUGGGAGGCUGCUUUCAUAUUUGGAGGGAUUGGGGCAUUCAAUCGAGUUAUGGCGAUUCCCCGACAGAACGACAAGUGUUGGGAAGAUGAUAUCGGCAUAUCUGAGUAAUGAAUCGCAGUUGGAUGACCACACAAUCCAUCUUCUUUUCAGUGCAAAUCGGUGGGAGAAGAGAUCAAUGAUGGAAAUGAAACUGAAAGCUGGAACCACCCUUAUAGUAGACCGUUACUCUUAUUCUGGGGUUGCUUUCUCAUCUGCUAAAGGACUUGAUUUCGAAUGGUGUAAGGCACCAGAGAUUGGGCUAAUAGCUCCUGAUCUAGUAUUGUACCUCGAGAUACCUCCCGAGAAAGCUGCCGAAAGAGGAGGGUAUGGAGGUGAGAGAUACGAGCAGCUCAAGUUUCAGAAGAAGGUUGCCCAACACUAUAAGCUUCUUGAAGAUUCUUCUUGGAAGAUAAUUGACGCAUCGCAAUCCAUGGAAGAUGUGGAAAAACAGGUGAAGGAGACGGUAUCGGAACAUGUCUUGAGUUGCCAGAAAGGGAAGGCCCUUUCGUCCCUCUGGUCUUGCUAGUUUAGCUUCAAGUUGUGUCUGGUAUAGGACUUAAAAUGAGGUGUUUGCCUCAAAGUGUGUUGAAUAUUGUAGAAUGUAUUACUCCGGAAUGCAGUUCUUAUUGAAUUAACAACUGCUAUCGCAGUUGGUAACAAUGUAGCUUUAUGCGCUAAAAAAGUCCUUGCUCGGA
Messenger RNA from Hibiscus syriacus, 1183 nucleotides. Its product is annotated as thymidylate kinase-like. Gene Ontology annotation, biological process: dUDP biosynthetic process; dTTP biosynthetic process; dTDP biosynthetic process. The transcript has 7 exons. NCBI's taxonomy places the organism in Eukaryota, Viridiplantae, Streptophyta, Magnoliopsida, Malvales, Malvaceae. Gene Ontology annotation, molecular function: dTMP kinase activity; ATP binding. Bases 226 to 1014 code for a protein of 262 amino acids. Gene Ontology annotation, cellular component: mitochondrion; cytosol; nucleus. The record is from RefSeq and is a predicted model, not a curated record.